UUUCACUCCUGGCAGGCCAGCACUGAUGCAGGGACAGCAGGAGCCCUGACCCCACAGCAUGUCCGAGCUCAUUCCUCUCCAGCAUCACUUCAGCUGGGAGCUGUUUCUCCAGGGACUCUUACACCCUCUGGAGUAGUGACUGGACCCGGAGCUCCAUCUUCCCAACAUCUCCGCCAGUCGUCAUUUGAGAUCCCUGAUGAUGUACCAUUGCCACCAGGUUGGGAGAUGGCUAAGACACCAUCUGGACAGAGAUACUUUCUUAAUCACAUUGAUCAAACAACAACAUGGCAAGAUCCUAGGAAGGCCAUGCUUUCCCAGAUGAAUGUUACAGCUCCCACCAGUCCUUCCGUGCAGCAGAACAUCAUGAACUCGGCAUCAGGCCCACUCCCCGAUGGAUGGGAACAAGCUAUGACCCAGGAUGGAGAAAUUUACUACAUAAACCAUAAGAACAAGACCACAUCUUGGCUAGACCCAAGGCUUGACCCACGCUUUGCCAUGAAUCAGCGAAUCAGCCAAAGUGCUCCAGUGAAACAGCCACCCCCUCUGGCUCCUCAGAGUCCCCAAGGUGGUGUGAUGGGUGGGAGUAGUUCCAAUCAGCAGCAACAGAUGAGACUUCAGCAGCUACAGAUGGAGAAGGAAAGGCUGAGACUGAAGCAUCAAGAACUGCUUCGGCAGGCAUUGCGGAAUAUCAAUCCCAGCACAGCAAAUUCUCCAAAACAUCAGGAAUUGGCUCUCCGUAGCCAGCUUCCAACAAUGGAACAAGACGGUGGAUCUCAAAAUCCCGUGUCAUCUCCUGGAAUGUCUCAGGAACUGAGAACAAUGACUACAAAUAGUUCUGAUCCGUUUCUUAACAGUGGAACAUAUCACUCCAGAGAUGAAAGCACAGAUAGUGGACUUAGCAUGAGCAGUUAUAGUGUACCCAGAACCCCCGAUGACUUCCUGAACAGUGUUGAUGAGAUGGAUACAGGUGACAGUAUCAGCCAAAGUAACAUACCGUCCCAUCAGAACCGUUUCCCAGACUACCUUGAAGCCAUUCCAGGGACAAAUGUGGACCUUGGGACACUGGAAGGAGAUGGGAUGAAUAUAGAAGGAGAAGAACUGAUGCCAAGUCUGCAAGAGGCUUUAAGCUCUGACAUCCUUAAUGACAUGGAAUCUGUCUUGGCAGCCACCAAGCUAGAUAAAGAGAGUUUUCUUACUUGGUUAUAGGGGCCUCAGGGAGACUGAAUUCUAAAUCUGUGAAGGAUCUAAGGAGAAUAGGACAUCUGUAUCUGAAGUUCAGAACAAGCCAGUGUGGCACACUUUGGCUUGUGUUCAGAAAAAGUAAAUGAACAAAUAAUCAACAAGAUUCUUUCGUUUUGCUCUUCCUUGUCCAUCGCUGCUGUUAUAUAUUGCUGACUUUUUUCCACAGUUGACUCUGAAGAACAGACAUCUUCUUGAUCUUUUUCUAUUGCUGUUGCAACUACUGUUCAAGGGGGGUGGGGAGGGAUGAUGAGCCUAUUUGGAUGACGAAUGCCAUUCCUUUUGUCCUAGUGUGCGCUUGCAUUACCAUUUUAUCUAAGUACUCAGAUUUGAAAGUUAAUUUCUGCAUGUCACUGCUUGUAGUUUGCUCAGCUAGUUGUCUCCUGUUGCCUGUGGCAAGUGGUAAAACAUGACAUACUGGGGUGACAAGCCAAAAAUGAUGUAUCUGGUCAAAAGAAGUCAAUACUGAUUUGGAGAUAUGACUUAAAGGAGGGCUGAAGACUGUUUGGCAUUAAGUGUUUCUACUAGUAGCUCUUUCAUUAGUCACAAAGUGCUCUUGUUCAUAUUUUAUGUUAUAGUAAAUCAUGAGUCAUUUUACAUAGAAGCAUAUAUGAACUUUGAUUGUUGCCACAUAUCCUAGCCUAACUUUUGUUUGUCAAAAAUAGUUUUAUUAUUUUUGUUAGUUGGUUUAACUGUAGCUGUAGGAUGGGAAUUAAUUAUAGGUGUUUGGGGUUUUUUUUUUAAUAGUGAAAUCUAAGGGUUUUUUCUGAUUUCACAUAGUCUUAUUUAAAUCUGAAUUGUCUGCUUUUUUAUACUUAAAACAUGCCUAUUGUAGCCUGAUAAGCUAGUGAGUACAUAAACCAGUAUGUUGUGCCUGUAACUUUUUUAUUUUUUUUAAAGGCUAGCUUUGAAUGUAAUCAUUAGAAUUCAUGACCAGUGGCUUAUUUUUCAUGUUUAUUUGCAAGAUUUUGAAUUAGAAUCUGAUUGCAGCAGUGUAAAAGUUAGAAAUCUAAGUGUUGUAUGUACAAUUUUUAAAUGCAUUUUAAAGUAGCAGAAACCAUUUUAAAAUUGCAGAUGCAUCUAAUCUCUCUUCUGGUUUUCAGUUUUGAUAUCUAAGCAAGUUUAGAUUUAAAAAUCUUUAAUGGGAAAAAACUUUAUUAAAAGUUUCUCUUAAGUUAGCAUGGAAAAAGAGAACUAUUAAUAUCACUCUAAGUUGCAAUGAAAAGGCUAGAACACCAAAAAAAAAAAAAUCUUCAACGAACACUCCUACAUCUAAUAAUUAUCAAAUUCUGUUUGGUGAAAAAUAAGCCCUG
This is a messenger RNA of Athene cunicularia (burrowing owl), 2552 nucleotides long. It is a transcript of the gene YAP1, whose product is annotated as Yes associated protein 1. The record is from RefSeq and is a predicted model, not a curated record. Gene Ontology annotation, molecular function: protein binding; transcription corepressor activity; transcription coactivator activity. Gene Ontology annotation, cellular component: nucleus; cytoplasm. NCBI's taxonomy places the organism in Eukaryota, Metazoa, Chordata, Aves, Strigiformes, Strigidae. The annotation marks the transcript as partial. Gene Ontology annotation, biological process: positive regulation of transcription by RNA polymerase II; hippo signaling. The transcript has 8 exons.